CGUUGCCAAGUUAGGUAGUUAGUUUGCGUAGAUACGUACGAACGUUCGCGGAACAUUCACUGAAUCACUGGACACUGCAAAUCCGUCGGUUCGCUGCUGCAUGUGCUGCUCUCCGGUUCAAUUACUGUACGGUGAAAAAAGUGGUUUGCAACAUUAUUUGUUUCGUUUCAUUGAGCAUCGGUUCCUGAAUAGUGGCGCGAUAAGUACAGAGUAACUGGCAAAAAAAUUGCAAAACUGGAAGAAGUUCAGCAGAAAAGAAAGCCAAGAACCGUAUAGUUCGGUGUCAAGACCCUCUCGUUGGGUCAGCCCGGCGGUAGUAUUUUAGGGAGUUUUCUCUUUUUUUUCGCUGGAAAAGUUCACGUAAUGUAGAGCGAGAAAAUAAUUAGUGUGUGCACACGCAACUGCUAGUGAAAAUUGCAUUCUACAAGUGUGUGCUGCUGGUGGCAACGAACUGUCAAAGGCAGGCGUUGGCUGCGUUGUAGGUGAAGAAACUGGGUGUGUACUACCGUCGAAUGGACCGUGAGACGUCAACCGCAACAAUAACAACGUAGAAAACAGCAGAACAAAAGUGAUAAUCAGAAGCAGCAGCAGAAGCGUUUAGUGCCGUUAGUUUGCUUCUUCGCAUUGAUCGCGAGCUUUUUUUUUUCUUCCCUGUUCCUCCAUCCAGUUUGACAGAAUGUGAUGGGAGUCGCUCCUACAACUCCCGAAGAAAGGAAAAAAACGGAACGGUGUAAACAAUUGGCAUCCCACACCAACGGGCCUCGUGAAUGUAUGUGUGCGUGUUUACCAGUUUUGUCUCAUGUUUCAACUUCUGUUUUGUUUUACGACACAACAAUUUGUUGGUUCAGUGUGAAAUGCGCUACGUGUAGGUUUUUGCUACGGUGAAGAAGCACACGAGAAGGAAACGAGGGCCUGUGCAAGAAGAAGUUCAGUGUGAUUUUUAUUGAUUUUUGCAAUAAUUGUGUCUGCCCGCUCCCGAGUUGCUGGGCAAAAGUUUUCCGCAGAAACGGCUUCCCAACAGAUCGAAGAAGCUAGAGGAAGCCCUCGAGUGUAAAAAAAAAGAAAAGAAAAAGUAGCAGUAGCAAAAGAAGCAGUAUAAGAAAAAUCCGGUUCUCGGCAGACGACCGCUGACACUGGAUAUCCGAGAGAAGCCUGCCUAGGCUGCUGCUCUAGCUACUCUAGGGUGGGAAAACAUCGGAGGAAAAUAGUGGAAGUGAUUUGCAAGUGUCCCUCCUCGGUUCCCGAAGAAAACACUACUCCGCACGCUGAGGCAAGCAGGCAGGCGACCCUGCCUGAUGUUGCUUUGAAAAACGGGAAGAAGAAGCAACACGGAUUUGAAAGGAGCGGCAGUCGGAGGGGGUGGAUAGUAGUGAAAUCGAUUGUGCGUGCGAUCGUGUCAGUGCUAAAAGACUACCCACCUUUAACCACAACGGAGUAGUUGGUAGUUGCCGUAGUAGUGUAGGACCGUGGUGGGAAGGAGGGCAACCGGAAUCAACAAUGUUCAAAUGCAUCCCGAUUUUCAAGGGCUGCAACCGGCAGAUUGAAUAUGUGGACAAACGGCACUGCUCGCUGCCGAACGUGCCGGAGGAGAUCCUCCGGUAUUCGCGGUCGCUGGAGGAACUGCUGCUCGAUGCCAACCAUAUAAAGGAUUUGCCCAAGAACUUUUUUCGCCUGCAUCGGCUGCGGAAGCUCGGACUCAGCGACAAUGAGAUCAUGAAACUACCGGCGGACAUCCAGAACUUUGAGAAUCUGGUCGAGCUGGACGUCUCCCGGAAUGAUAUCGGCGACAUUCCCGACGACAUCAAACACCUGCGAAGUCUCCAGAUUGCCGACUUCAGUUCCAAUCCGAUUCCCCGGCUGCCGGCCGGAUUCUCGCAGCUGCGGAGUCUCACCGUGCUGGGGCUGAACGAUAUGUCGCUGACGACGCUGCCACAGGAUUUUGGGUGCCUGUCGAAGCUGGAAUCGCUGGAGCUGCGCGAAAAUCUGCUCAAAAGCCUGCCCGAAUCCAUCAGCCAGCUCACCAAGCUGGAACGGCUCGAUCUGGGUGACAAUGAAAUCGAAGAGCUUCCACCCCACCUGGGCUAUCUGCCGUCGCUGCAGGAACUGUGGCUCGAUCAUAACCAGCUGCAAAAGCUGCCACCGGAGAUCGGUUUACUGAGGAAUUUAGUGUGCCUGGACGUUUCCGAGAACGGGCUGGAGGAACUGCCCGAAGAGAUCGGUGGUCUGGAGAGCCUAACCGAUCUGCACCUAUCGCAGAAUCGGUUGGAAAUUUUGCCGGACGGUAUUUCAAAGUUAACCAAACUGACGAUCCUGAAAUUGGACCAGAACCGGUUGCACACUCUGAACGAAAGUAUCGGUCAGUGCGUUCACAUGCAGGAGCUGAUAUUGACGGAAAAUUUCCUGAACGAGUUGCCUUACAGUAUCGGCAAUAUGACACUGCUUAAUAAUCUGAAUGUGGACCGGAAUUCGCUGGUUUCGGUACCGAACGAGUUGGGUAAUUGUAAAAGUUUGGGGGUACUGAGCUUGCGGGAGAAUAAACUGACAAAACUACCGGCUGAGCUGGGGAACUGUUCCGAGUUGCAUGUACUGGACGUUUCCGGCAAUCUGCUACAAUAUCUACCCUACUCGCUGGUAAAUCUUCAGCUUAAAGCCGUUUGGCUGUCGGAGAACCAGGCACAGCCACUGCUAACAUUCCAACCGGACGUGGAUGAAGCUACCGGGGAUCAGGUGUUGACCUGUUUCCUACUACCCCAGCAGGACUACGUUCCACCGAGUCCGGAAAAUCGAGAAGAUACCGACUCCGAGGACUGGGAAGAACGGGAAGCAUCCCGUACCCACUCGGUCAAAUUCAGCGAAGAUUCCAACGCGGACAAAGACACACCCUUCGUGCGGCAAAACACCCCGCACCCGAAGGAGCUCAAACUGAAAGCGCACAAACUGUUUGCCAAGGACAAAAAGUCGGACGAUUUGAGCGGUGGCAAUCUGGAUACACUUUCGGAGGAAUCCUCCUCGAAACCGUCGCUGCUGAACAAGUCCGGUGCAAUGGCAACCAUGGACGACAUCCAGGGUGUGGUUGCUAAUGAGCCGAUUGCGGAGGAAAAUGCUAACAAGGAGAACGAAGAGUUUGAGGAAGAUAACUACGAGAAACGGGUGGGGUUCGAUGUGAACGAGGAGGAGGAGGAUCGAUUCUAUUCGGAGGAAAAUGAUGAUGCACAUGAGAAGAAGCCGGUUUCUAAGCUGCAUCGGAGAGACACCCCUCACCACCUGAAGAAUAAACGCGUACAUCACACAAUGUCCGAAAAGAAUAGCAGUCUGGUGCUUAACUCAUUGAAGUUAAAGGAAUCGCUUCCGCCACCGCCAAAAUUGGAGGAACAUCCUGUGCUGGAAACGGUCGCCGAGCCAGCGACGGGCGAAGACGCCCUGGACGCCUUCACCGAGCUCAAAGAGGAACGGUUCGAAAUUCACAUCGAGCGCACUUCCGCCGGGCUGGGACUGAGCAUCGCCGGCGGCAGAGGGUCAACCCCGUUCAAGGGGGACGACGAAGGUAUCUUCAUAUCCCGUGUAACGGAAGGUGGUCCGGCCGAUCUGGCCGGUCUUCGAGUGGGCGAUAAGGUACUUAAAGUGAACGGUAUCUCGGUGGAAGAUGCGGACCACUAUGAUGCGGUGGAAGUGCUGAAGGCCUGCGGUUCAGUACUAGUGCUGUUCAUCGGCAGAGAGAUAACGCGCUUAAUUGGACAUCCGGUGUUCGAUGAGAGUGGUUCGGUGGCACAGAUCGUAGAACAGCAGCAGCAGCAGCAACAGCAUGAUGACGGUUUGAGUCACCAUCACCCGCUUCAUCAGCAGCAGAAAGUGAUUCCUCCGCCGAUUGCAGUGGCAAUCGAGCAACCCUUAAUGGAAGGUAUUGCUGGCGGGGGAGGCGGUGUAGGAGGAGGAGGCGGAGGUGGAAUUUUACAUCCAUCGUUCAACGAUGUCGGAUUACCGAAUGGAAACGCGGGAACACCCGUUCCUGUGGUAGGAUUACUGAACGGAAAUGAAAUUACCCACAAAGUUAUCCUCCAUACGACGCUCAUUCGGGAUCAGAUCGGGCAGGGUCUCGGUUUCAGUAUAGCCGGAGGAAAGGGACACGCCCCGUUUAAGGACGGUUCGGAAGGGAUUUAUAUCUCGAGAAUUACCGAGAACGGUGUGGCCCACAAGGAUGGGAAGAUUCUGGUGGGCGAUCGCGUGUUGGCAAUAAAUGGAAUUGAUAUAACCAACGCCCAUCAUGACUCCGCUGUUCAACUGCUGACCGAUCAUCAGCGGUUUGUUCGACUGGUAGUCCAACGGGAGGUGAAAGGACCGCUGGAGCCACCAAACAGCCCUCGGAGUCCGAUGUUGAAAAAUCUCAAUCCGAGCGGAUACAUGGCAAACCGACCGGCAUACACCGGCUAUCGCCGCUCAAUUGAAGAUCACGCCGAAAUCAGCCCAACAGCGGCGGCCGCAGUGACAGAGAGUCAACCCAAUCCCGGCCGGCACGAACCGGAAGUGAAGCACACAACCAUACACAAGCAGCAGCAGCAUCCGCAUCAGCCGUUGGUCAGCGGCGAACAGCUGCCACAGCAACCACCAUUACCUGCCCCACGUAAAGUAUUAUCACCGCAAACGUCUGUAAAUAACAAUGACCAGCCGACGACGGCUAGCAAUGGUAGUAGUUCUAACAACAACAGCAACAGCAACUACAAAAGCAGCAUCAACACAAAUGGUAGUAGUAGCACUCACAGCAACAAAAACAAUCAUCAUCAACAGUCAUUGUCAUCGUCGAGCUCGCCCGGAGCGAACACAAUAACCAAUGGUACAAGCAAUAAUGAUAGUAGUAACGUAGUGGCGAAGAUACCCGUCACCAACAGUGAGGAUUCGCAGGUUGCGGCCAGGCCAAUGACGAGCGCCGACUUCCAGGCCAUGAUCCCAUCGCACUUUAUCAGCGGAGGCCGCCAGGUACACGUGGAACGAUCGGGACCGAUGGUAGCCGCCGGUUCUGGUGGUGCCGCCACCGCCGAACAUGGUCCCUCGGUAACAGUGACCGUGCAGAAGGCCGUACCGGAUCUGCCGAUGUUGCCGCCAGCGCCAACCGAGCUCGGCACCGUCACCGAGACGAUCACAAAGUCGACCUUCACUGAGACGGUAAUGACUAGGGUUACUGACAAUCGGUUAUUGGAACCACUAAUCAGUGAGGAGGUUAUACUGCCCAAAGAUCAGGGUUCCCUCGGUUUCAGCAUCAUCGGUGGUACCGACCACUCGUGCACACCAUUUGGAGCGCACGAUCCUGGCAUUUUCAUUUCUCACAUCGUUCCCGGAGGAAUUGCGGCACUUUCCGGUAAACUACGAAUCGGUGAUCGUAUUUUGAAGGUAAACGGAACGGAUGUUACCAGUGCGACACACCAGGAAGCCGUGAUGGAACUUCUACGACCGUGUGACGAAAUUAAACUGACCGUUCAGCAUGAUCCUUUGCCUGCUGGAUUUCAGCACCAGCAUUUCGAAAUAGUUCGCUUGCAAACUGAGGAGGUUAAUCUGGUCAAGCAGGAAGGUGAACGGCUCGGUAUGCACAUCAAGGGCGGUCUGAACGGACAGCGCGGUAAUCCGUUGGAUCCGGCGGACGAGGGUGUGUUCAUUUCGAAGAUCAACAGUACGGGUGCGGCUAAACGGGACGGCCGGCUACGGGUCGGGAUGCGCAUCCUGGAAGUAAAUGGUGUUUCCCUGCUGGGUGCAACCCAUCAGGAAGCGGUAAACGCGCUGCGUGCUUCCGGCGGCGUUCUGCACAUGGUCGUGUGCAAAGGGUACGAGAAGGGUGAUCUGGCGCAUCAGUCGAUUGGUAGCGCUGGGGGCAUGAGCACCGGAAUAAGCAAUAAUGGGCAUAGUACUAGAAUAGGUUCUCGAGCUUCAGAAACUGGCUCCGAGCUGAGUCAGAGCGUAUCGAGCUUAGAUAGGGAGGAUUCAAUUAUUGCCGCUGACGCGCUGCACAAAUCAAGCGUAGAUAGAGUCCCGGAAGAGGACUUUUCGGUGGGUGAGGAACAUCCGCAAACGACAGAAUCGAGUGUUUUCUUGCAGCAACAACAGCAGCAGCAGCAGCCGCCGCCUCCAACGACGACGGUAGCAACGCUUCCGGUGGGAAAUUCACAGCAAACUCUGAACAGAGUGUCUCCCAAUGUGGACUCGCAAGCUCUUGUGAGUAGUCGGGAAAAGAGCACACCGGAAAAGGUUUUGGACUUUGUACGAGCGGCCGAAUCGUUGGCCCUGGGUGGCAACUUGAUCGAAAAUGGUCCUCCCAAGUCCCCCACGGAACCAGCUACUGCUGAAAAUCUGCAAAAAACCACCACGAUUGUGAUGUCGAAACACACGCUGGAUACGCAAGCACCACAGGUUGAUCGCCGAUAUGGAAAUAUCCGGCCGUUGUUGCAUGCAAACGAUCCUUCCAAAACCUCAAUAACCUCCUCCACUAGUACUACUACCGUUGCUACUACCACCACCACUACCACUAGUUCUGCUACCUCUUCAGCCAAUACUAACCAAACGAACAACAACAACGCAUCUAUCGGCUCGAAAACAAUCAAACCAUCACCGCGCCCGGUAGAGCCUCCUCUCCCCGCUACGAAAAGUUACAUUCCAGUCUACUCGUCCGGUGCCUAUGAGCGCUCGAUGUUCAACUCGAAGGAACCUGCGGUGGAGAUGCGAUCGAAACAACCGGUACCGGCAACUCGAUCGGUAACUCCUACGCCAACGCCAACUGGUACAACUAGCAGCAGCAGCGGCAGCCACCACCGCAAAUCCGUCAGUUUCGAUCUGGACGAUCCGGGAGAGGAGCAACGCCGGAUGAUGGUAGCAGCCGAGCAGGAUGCGCAACAAAUUCGCCAGUGGAAGGAUGCUAACAACAAUAGCGGAGCGAAUCAGUUGAAAGGAAUUUUGCGGAGUGGAAGUCCGACGACUUCCAGCAGGAGUCGCAGUACGACACCGGAAGAAGGAGGGUUGGCGCUGGAGCGGGACGCACGUGCUCGUUACGUCCGUAGCGAAAUUGUGGAUGAUGUUCUGGAGAGUGAGGAGGAAGAAUCACAAAGCGAGGAUGAUAGUGAUGAUGGGGACGAAGGAAGUGAAAUUGAACGGGAGAAUCCAUUUAGGAAAGAGUUUUUCGGGGAGACGGAAGAUAAGCGGGAAGUGCAAAGACGGCGAUCGCCUCCGCCGCCACCGGUGAGAGAUUUGAAGAGAGCGGAAAUUGUGCCAAACGAGGGUAUUCGGAAUAUGGAGGAAGAGUUUGGUCAAGGUAAUUAUAUAGAAUUUGAGCAUGAUGCUCGAACGAAUACGGUUCGUGAAGUGAGAAGCUCGACGCAGAACCUGGCGAGCCGCAGCAUGGAACGGUUGCCAAACUACGAAAAGAUUGAACUAAUCGCGGCCAAAUUCGAUGUGCUCCCGUCGAAAAAACGGGCGGAGUUUAUACACGAAAAUUUCAAGGAAAAUACACUUGUCCCGGAAGAAACUCAUCGUCAAUUUUUGCUGGAGGAAAACCGAAUGCGUAAUGAGAUGAUCUCUCGAACGACUAAUCCGUUCCUAGACACUGGUUACGACCAGGAGUCCCAACAAUCGGUCUCCCCUGUGCCACAACGACCAAUGCACUGGACCGGAUCAACCGGACAGCUGCACUCUCCUCAAAUCUACCCACCGGUCCAGGUGCUCCCAGUUCACUAUACAAAACUUCCCACGCCUCAGCACACGGUAUAUACGUACGCACCGCCGCCGCCGCCACCACACCAUCACUAUCAUCACUUUCAACAGCAGCAACACCAGCAACCGUACGGCAUGUCAGGCUACAGUUACCUGUCGCCUCCGCCAGCGCCAAAGACACCGAAAAGUGUCUCGGAUAAGAAGCGUUUCUUCGAGAAUGCCAUGGAGGAUCAGAACAAGCAGACGCCGAAACCUGAGAAAGUAUUCUCCUUCCUAUCGAAGGACGAAGUCGAGAAUUUGAAGCAAGAAGAGGAACGCAAGAUUGCUACCCUGGGAAGACGGCGCAUCCAGGAGCGAGCCUACGACGAGCACGAGGAUGAGUAUUGCUCCGGAGACGACGAGGUGCACGAUCACUACGGAAAGUCGGACGAAAACGAUAACGAUAUGAGCAAUCCUUUGAUGACCAUGGUGAGGCCGACCGCGGAGGAACCUGCUCAACCACCGGUGGUGGUUCAUCAGGAGGAGAAACAGCAGCAGCAACAUCAGGAUUUGAUUCUAUCGCGGCAGGUAACAUCAACAACAGCGACACCUUCGCCGCUUCAGGUCAGAACACCGGUCAGUCGAAUUCCGAUCCGAACAGCGAAUGCCGAGAAACGAGCCCGAGCAAACGAUAUGCUGCCACCGGAGUACGACGAGUCGAAGCUGAGCCCGUCCGAGAUUCGAGCGCUGAGAGCCCAAAAGCGUGCUGCCUGGCGACAAGCCCGUCUCAAAUCGCUGGAAAAUGACGCUUUGCAGGCGCAAAUCAUGAUCCAAACCAUGAAUGCCGUGACGAUGCAGGAAGAGGGCGGUACCCACGGGACCAACAAUCCGACCGUACUGCAUUUGAGGUCGGACCACGAUUACUAUCCGUCCAUUGCCGAGCAACCCGUUAGUAGCAGUGACGAACAGUCAUCCCUAACGCACGCCACCAGCAGCGGUGACGAGUAUCCGCCGCGAGUAGCACCGAAACCGAUUCGCUUUCCCAGGAUAGCGGUCAAAUCGAAAGCGACCGGGAACGAGAGGGUGAUUCGCGAAACGGAAACCGUUCUCGGCGAGAAGGUGAUUCAGCAGCGCACAGAGGAGAUCCCCGGCGGGGGUCUCCGCACGGUUGAAUACGUCGAGAAGCUCAUCGAGACGGAGGUCGAAACGAUGCGUGAGAAGAUCAUCAUGCUGGAACUGGAGGAACCGUCCUCCGGAAGCAGUGAGCGACAAUCGCAACCACUGCAACAACCCCAGGAAUCUCAGGAAAAAAAUCACAAAUCCGACCACGAUGACUCAACGGAGGCGGCGGAUGUUUCCCUCGAAGAUGACGACGAUGAUCAGCCGGAUAGUAUGGUAAUUCACGGUGACGAAGAUUACGACGACGACGACGAUGAAGAGCCGGAUCAGUUUGAUGAGAAUGACGAAGAAGACGAUCAACAGCAAGGUGGUAAUCCCCUGCAGACGAUAGUGGAAGUCGUAAAUCCGGCGGUCGGUGGUGGUGAUGGACAGAUCCAUGAUAUCAUAAUCGGACGCUACAAUGAUGACUGUGGGGGAGAGGAUUCGUUCGCGUCCGCUUCGUCACCUUCAACCACCUACACGGGAGGGUUGCGAUUCGCCUACGAGGAAAAUCGCUACGAGUCGAUAAACGAUAAGAUGAAGAAUGUGCUUCGAGAGUUGAAGCAAAACGAAAAAGUGAGACUGAAUCUGUCCAAGAGUAUGACUGAGGAGGAGUUGGCGGAACAAGAUGAUGAGCAGGAAGAGCUGGAGGAAUUUCAUCGAGCGGAACAGGACGUCGACGAAGAUGAAGAGUUCCGCCAUUACGAGGAGAAAACCGGUGCAAUAGGGACGGUGUUUAUGGUCCGCGAACGACUGAUUAACGAUUUCUACACGCACCAGACCGAGGACCAGCAGCAGCAGCAACAACAGAUACCACCGGCACCACCACUGCCAUCCGCCCGGUUGGACUUUUUCGAUGGUUGCGAGGUGAUUCAGAACCCGAACGCUAAGGUGUUCGAGGAGGAGCUGGAGAAAAUACACAGUCUCAGCAAGCUGCAGAAGAUGACACUGCAGGAUGAGAAGCUCAAGGCGGUCUUCUGCGAUGACGACGAUGAUGAGGAGGAGGACGAGGUAGGGCCAGGCGGCGGUAGUAGCAUAGGAGGCGACGGUGGCUUGGAGAGAGAACGAAGGGGGACUGGGGAAAGACCGAGCGGUAUUCCCGUUGCUGGUACCAACGGUGGCUCGAAGCGUAAGAAGCGAAAAGGAAAGAAGAAGAAGUAAGUUCGAGUAGGGUAGCAUGUAAACGAGAGAGUCCCAUCCGUCCUAAAUCACAAAGCAACCGCCACCACGCGCGAAGCGAUUCAGGUGGGUGGCUGCAUUUUAAAUUCUGAACAAAAUAAAAUCGAUUGUUGAUUUUUUUAUUUUAAAUUUCUCGAACGAGAAUCGAUAGUAUUUUAAAGCGAAAACAUCUAUUCCAUUAUUAUUCCCUCACUAGAUUUUAUCGUCAGUUGGUAGUAAAUAGCCGACAAUAAAAAAUUACGUUUAAGUAUAAUCGUAGCACGUAAAAGUACUAUAAUCUGCUUACUACUAUUCGUGGAUUGUACGAUGUAUUAGGUAUAUAUUUAUUUAUACUUUGAAACACAAUCAUUAUUAUCAUCUUAAAUUGCUGCAAUCGUCGUAAAGCAGAAAUCAAAUGGAUUCCAAGUGAAACUGCACUGCUCUAAAUCAAUUCUUAUUGAUUAUCAUGGUCACAAGUCUCUAGCCUCAGUAACAGAGCCCGGGAGAAUGUGAUUUUAUUCUCGAAAUAAAUGCAGAUUCUCGUAUCGAUGGAUUAUUUAACGGA
Topomyia yanbarensis is the source of this 10546-nucleotide messenger RNA. RefSeq names its product protein lap4-like. Gene Ontology annotation, molecular function: protein binding. Gene Ontology annotation, cellular component: adherens junction; postsynaptic membrane; postsynaptic density. The coding region runs from base 1498 to 9984 and encodes 2828 amino acids. The transcript is spliced from 27 exons. The record is from RefSeq and is a predicted model, not a curated record. Lineage: Eukaryota; Metazoa; Arthropoda; Insecta; Diptera; Culicidae. Gene Ontology annotation, biological process: neurotransmitter receptor transport postsynaptic membrane to endosome; neurotransmitter receptor transport, endosome to postsynaptic membrane.